CAGUGCUCACCGAGGCCCGUGCGGCUGCGGCGCUUCCUCCGAACUUUGAUCUCCGCGGCGCACGGUCACCCGCGUUUCUUCAGAACUCUCCCCACGCUCACUGCUCAUCCGGUGUCAAGUUUCUUUUCUUUUUCUCCUUUUCGCCAGCAAAUCUCCUCCCCCUUGACUUUCCGCUUCACGUGUAGCUGGAUCCGUAGCUGCUUCAUUCCUAGGAAGAUCAAUUGGCAUCAUCUUUUGGGGGCGGACUAUUAACUGGCCUUGCUCAUUACUAUGGACAGUGCUAUCACCCUGUGGCAGUUCCUCCUUCAGCUCCUACAGGAGCCUCAGAACAAGCACAUGAUCUGCUGGACCUCUGACAAUGGGGAGUUCAAGCUUUUGCAGGCAGAAGAGGUGGCUCGGCUCUGGGGAAUUCGAAAGAACAAGCCUAAUAUGAAUUACGACAAACUCAGCCGAGCCCUCAGAUACUAUUACGUGAAGAAUAUCAUAAAAAAGGUCAAUGGUCAGAAGUUUGUGUACAAGUUUGUCUCUUACCCAGAGAUUUUGAACAUGGAUCCAAUGAAGGUGGGCAGGACUGAAGGGGAAUGUGAUGCCUUAAGCAUCAGCGAAGUCAGCAGCAGUUCCAGAGACGUGGAGAAUGGAGGGAAAGAGAAACCACUUCAGCCUGGUGCCAAGACCUCUAGCCGCAAUGACUACAUACACUCCGGCUUGUAUUCUUCAUUUACUCUCAACUCUUUGAACUCCUCCAAGAGGAAGCUUCUCAAAUCUAUAAGGAUUGAGAAUCCAGCUGAGAAAUUGGCAGAGAAAAAAUCUCAGGAGCCAACACCAUCUGUCAUUAAAUUUGUAACAACACCUUCCAAAAAGCCCCCAGUUGAACCUGUUGCUGCCACCAUUUCAACCAGCUCAAGUAUUUCUCCAUCUUCAGAAGAAACCAUCCAAGCGUUGGAGACUUUGGCUUCCCCCAAACUGCCUGCCUUGGAAGCCCCAACCUCUGCCUCCAAUGCAGCUGCCGCUUUUACCACCACACCUGUUCCGUCCGUGUCCCCUUCCUUUCAGGAGCCUCCAAGAACACCUUCACCCCCACUGAGUUCCAACCCAGACAUCGACACGGACAUCGAUUCUGUGGCUUCUCAGCCAAUGGAACUGCCAGAGGACUUGUCACUGGAGCCUAAAGACCAGGACUCAGCUUUGCCAGAAAAGGACAAAACAAGUAAUUCAUCAAGAUCCAAGAAGCCCAAAGGGUUAGAACUGGCACCCAUCCUGGUGAUCACAGGCAGUGACCCGAGCCCACUGGGAAUACUGAGCCCGUCUCUGCCUACAGCUUCCCUUACGCCAGCGCUCUUUUCACAGACGCCCAUCUUGCUGACUCCCAGCCCCCUGCUCUCCAGUAUCCACUUUUGGAGCACCCUCAGCCCUGUUGCGCCCCUCAGUCCAGCCAGACUGCAAGGUGCUAACACACUUUUCCAGUUUCCUUCAGUCCUGAACAGUCAUGGGCCGUUCACUCUGUCUGGCCUGGAUGGGCCUUCCACCCCCGGCCCGUUUUCUCCAGAUCUACAGAAAACAUAACCUGUGCACUUGGAGAAAGAGAGAACCAAGGAAUAAAGGAACAAAGACACUCAACACGAUUACAUUUGGAGUGAGCGAUGGAUAGUUCCACAAUGCCGAUAAUAGACUGUUGUGAUUUUUGCCAUUCCCAUUGAAAUGCCUUUUUAGGAUUCCCUUCCAAUAAGACUCGAGUUGGACUGUGUUUAAAAUGCCUUAAUUGGAGUCCAGACUCCACCUUCCUCUUUUUCUAAAAAGUAUUUUGAGCUUUGUGCUGAAAGAAAGUUUUGGUGGGGUUUAGCAGCUAGCUCUGUUUUGCAAGAGCAAUUAAGAACCAAAUUAUUACUUCUGCCUUAUUGGGUGAGACCCGUUGGCCAGAAAAAAAUUGUGCUUUGAGUAUAUUACUUAAAGAAAUACUAGUUAAGUAAAAUUGGCCAUAUCUCUAAGACUAAGUAUGCUUUGUUGAAUAACGAAAAGUGAGCUGUGCCUAAGCAGUAGAGGAAAAAGAAUCGUUUCUAUUCACACAGAGGAAGAUUGGAGCAGUACUAUUGGAGUGAUUCUGUUUUUCUGUGUGCUCCAACAUAAGUGUACUCUCAGCCAUAUGUGUGAUCUUGUCUGAACCUGUCAACAGAGCAUGGAGCUGGCCUAUUUCGACACAGGCAGAUUUUUAAACCUGGGGUUUAAAGCAGUGUUUGAACAGCCAGUGCGAAUAUGGGAGCCCAUGUCUAGCCCAGAAGUGUUGGCUGCUCGCUGGGUGUUGUGGUUACACACCCGUGGAAUGCAGCAUGGUAAAGGGUGGCUUUUAGGAGGAGAAGCCCAGGUUUUGAGAUUUUGAGGCAUCUCAGUAAACGAUUCAGUGGAAUGACUUGAAACGACACCCGAGGCUUUCCCCGGUUAGAGGACACCCAGCACGAAGGGCCCUUUCCCUUUUCUGUUCAUUUUACCUCAUUUUCUACUGUAUGUUUAUCUUCCUUUAAGUGCAAGGUUGUGAGAGGUUGUGGUAGUUUUGAAGAUGUAAUUAGGAAGACGAAAAGUGAAAUGAAGCCUCCAAAUGUGCUUAUUUCUUUGAAUUUUUUUCUUUUAAAUUGGGGAGGAGCAGAAUUCAUUUGGAAAUUCUCAGGCAUAGGAAUUAAAUUGUACAUAUUAGUAGUGAAAAAUUUAGGCCUUUGUCUCUACAUUAACCGAAUUUAUAAAAUAUUUACGGUCAUCAGUGUCAGGUGCGGACAGCUUUGUUGAUCCCCUGAAACUGAACUGAUACCAACAUCUCAGUGAAGAAUCUUUUGAAAUCUUGGCUUUAAGGUCCAGGAUUAGGUAGUAUAGGGCCACUACCCUCGCCACCACUCUGUCCAUUAAACCAGUCUUUUAACCCCAGAAAUAGUUCCUGUAAUUCAGUUGCAUGAACUGAAUGGAAUGAGGGAAUAAAGACUUGAGAGCCCUAAGUGACACUGAUACAAACCAGCAUCUUUCAGAUGUGUAAUACUUGAACUGUGUUUACACACAGUGUGGCGGAGCUCUCGUGGAAGACAGCUGUGCUGGUUCAGCAGGCGCGGGGGGGCACGAUGUAUAGGGAGCUGCCUUUGAAUUUGCAGCGUUGAAGACCUGUUACUGCUUCCGCUGUGUUCACAGCUGACAGGUCUGUUCCUGAGACCUGCAAGGUAGUGUUGAAAGGUAGUGGUGUUCAGGAGUGACGCGGAACAGACUUGGCCUUUUUCCCCAUAUUGAAUCAUUUAGUUUGUGUGCCUGUUUGACAUUAAACCUCUCGGCGGCACUUUGGAAUAGUUUUAUUAGGUUGAUUAACAUUUCGCAUAUGAAAUAAUACAUAUUGGUGGAUUGACUUUUAGAUAUUUAAACAUUUUAAAGCACAAAAAAUAUUUUAUCUUUUGGAAUUAAAGGAGAAAACCCAUUGGUUGGUUUUCUCAGAUGAUGUCUUUAAUAAUUAACUGUCUCAGCACGGGGGUGCCUGGGAAGCGAGGACACCAUUAAAACUGAGUCAAAGCAACUUCCUAGGAACCAGUUUUAGUGAAUCCUCCAUCUCUAACCCUAUCCUGGAAGCCCCUAGAGGUGUGGGCCUUUAGGCGGCUGAUGAUGAUCUGCUUUCUCUUUGAGAUCAAUUAAUCUGGGAAGCGUGUGUGUGUGUGUGUGUGUGUACACGUACGCGCGCAUGUGUGUGUGUGCCCUUUUAUAAAUGAAUGUUUACAACCUUAGCUCAAGUGUUUGAGACAGACCGUUCUAUUUGUAAACUACCUCCUUCCUGGAAGUCUCAGCUUCAUAUUUUUUGAACAUCCAUAGAGUUCUUAGCAUCCAAAGGUGACAUACCACUUAAGACCAGUAUUCACUGGAGAGACUUAUAUUUGGUAGCUGUAGCUGGUAUCCAUCACGAGUCACUUUCCCAGGAUGAAUGUUGGUGGGCAAAAGUAGCCUAAGUUAAGAUGGGGGGAGCAGGUUAAAUGAGUUUUUGAGACAUCUGCUGUGAUUAUCUUAGCUUUCCAUCUGCUCUGGUCUAUCCACUCAGUUGUAUGCUGGAAAAUGUUUUCACUGCUAGGCUCUCUGAUGGGGGGAAAAAAGCACUUACAUUGUAUCAUUUGCUGACUCCCAUGAUGAGAAUUACUCCCCAUAUGGCUGAUUUUAAGCUACCACCUUGGGAUUGAGGAGGGAUCUGCACUGCCGCACCCCCAGCCAGCAUCCCACUGUGUAUUUCACUCUGGGGUGGUGGAUUUUCACAUAACUUAUAAAACAUUUUUGUUCAUGUGCUGAUUUUUACAAAUGCAAACUUAAAACCACAUUUCUGACUUCAGUAAUCUUUUUUUCAUGGUUUGUCACAGUGCUUUUGUGAUGUUAGAUUCCUCGUGGCCUAUUUUAUGUAUUCAAACAAAGGUGGAAACAUCCAUUGAUUUUAAAAAUUUUAUGCGUAAUGGAGAAUCCAGAAACUCUCAAAAUGUCAACCUUAAGUUUCUUAGAGUUAAAAUACAGGUUUAAUUUUUCUACUUUUUAUGGUUAAAAAAUAAGUAUAUAAUUCUUUUUCUUCAAAUUUUGAUGGGGACAGUAAGCCCAUGAGCUUCUUGGAAGGGUACUAGAUUUUUUUUUUUUAAACUGGAAGAAUUUCUUAAAGAUUUACAUAUUAUAUUAGAGGUCAAAAAGGCAGGACUGACUAUUGAAUCUACCUACCUGGCACAAUUUCUAGUUUUCGCCAUAUUAAUGUGUCCCUUGGGCUUAGAGAGGAAAAGAAACCAGAAGCUUGGAAUUCUGGGGCUGUAACUGCAGGCUAUUGAUAGCAUUCAGUUUCAGUCGCACCUGGCGUUGUACGAUGUCAGUCUAAUGACAGCCUUUCAUCCUGAUGUCGGAAUUUGUGUUAUGAUUCUCAAAUUCUAAAAGGCAGUUUUUUAUGUUGCUGGUGAAUUUAAGCACAUUAGAGACACUCAUUGGCAUUUCAGAAAAGCAGUCUCCAGCCUUUUUAAACACAUACCUUGAUCAGUAAAAAUCUUUGAACACAAAUUCCCUAUUGCAAAUUCAUACAUGUAUAUGUUAUAUACUGCUAUACUAAAGUAAUAUGUACAUUAUAAGACAUACACAAAAAUAGAAAUAGGAUGGCAUAAAAAGUAAAUCUUGAGACCCUGGCCUGUGUGGUUCAGUUGGUUGGAGAUUUUUUCAUACCCCAAAAGGUGGUGAGUUUGAUUCCUGGUCAGGACACAUACUCAAGUUGUGAGUUCAAGCCCUGGUCGGGGUAGUUCAGGAGGCCACCAACGAUGUUUCUCUCUCACAUUGAUGUUUCUGUUUCCUCUCUCUAAAAUUUUAAAAAAGUAAAUCUUGAGUAGAAAUUCUAGUAUUUCUUCCUGCACCCAAUGGAUUGCCUAGCAAUAUGCACUCCAAUGACCACUGACUCAGGAUGUUGCUUCUCAAUCAAAUUUGAAAAAAAAAAAAAAAAAAGUGGAUGCUUUCAUUGUGAUAUAUGGAGAACUCCUUUACAUAUUUGAGCUGAUUUUCAUGUAAACUCUCUAGUAGAGAUUUGGAAUUUUUCAGGAGAGCUUGUCAUCAACUUUCUGAAAUUUCAUAUUAAUUAUUUUUCAUAAGUUGCCAAGUAACCCAUUACAGAUGUUUUCCAGAGCUUCCUGCAUAUUAUUUUGGACAGCCUGCUAUCUCUUUUAUCUUCGUGUUAGUAUGACUGUCUAAUGCACUUCUGUUUUACUAGUCUGCUUUCAAGCUUCUUUGGCCUUAUUAGUGUUAUAUUUUACCAACAAAUUCAGAAUUAUUUCAAGUUGCUUUAUGUCAAAGUACAUAACCUCCAUUUUAUUGCUGCAUUAGUAAGUUUUAUUUUUCUCUUUUUCUUUGUAACUUUUCAGCAUCUGAAGAAAUACUCUUGAUGGGUCUGUAUCACUUCAUUUACCAUAUACAUUUAAUUAAUCCAUGCCACAAAUCUAGAAUUGUGCUGAGGUUCCCUUUUUAGGUGUGUAAACAGGUGCAGAGACAAAUGCUGGUCUCUUUGUGCAGAAACUGGGGGCUCUGAAGGAUUACCAAAUCAACAGGAAAGUAAAAAAGACUCAUAAUACAGUCUGUUAUCUGGGUGUGACAGAAUAUAUUAUUUCUAAAAAGGAACAAAGAAGUUAAUUAUUUAAUCCAUAAUAGUGAAGUGGAGGUAAACCAUAGUUGUGUUUCUUUAGCAGGUUCUAUGACCAGAUAAUGGGUUCUAUGGAAAGUAUUUUGUGAAGUACCUUCUUGGCUUUGGGUCAGCGAGCGAGUGUUUUGUUACUGGUUUUAACGCUGCUGGCAUAGUCCCAAAUGCGGUGCUGGUGUUAUUCCUCUUAGGUCAUCAGAAUUCUGCUAACUGAAGUCAAUGUUUUAAUCUUAGAAUCUGGAAAUCCUGUGGGUGGCAGUGUGUUAAGCAAGAAAAGAAGGUGGUUUGAUUUCAUUUCUCAUACUUGGUGGAACCUGUUAGUAUAAAAGUCAUGUUUUGACCUGUAAACAGAGUUGAUCUGAAGGGUGAGUUGUUGAUGGAGUAUAAAUGUUCCAUUUGACGCUGCCAGUUCCUUCAAGCUACUUUUCUGAGGAAAAAAAAAAUUGCAGUAGAUUGACAGCCUGCCAGAAUAUAGCAUUUUCUUGGGUGCUGCCAUUCACACUUAGCCAUUGUGGAAGAUGGAAUCCAGAGUGGUCUGAGGAAGAGGGGAAGUGUUGGCUGUAAGCUCUCUACAGAAACCAGGAAAUUCAAACUGUCGUUAACAUUUCAAAUGAAACCCUUAACACGAAAAUUCAUGAGGGAUACUGUCAAACGUAGUAAAUCUCUUGAACUUUAGUCUUUUGAGUAUAAUAGACAUCAGGAAAUUUUAUGAGGUUUAAAAUUUUAUUUUUAAAUAUUUAAUUAGGAGACUAGAGCACUUCUUUCCAAGUAUUGUGAUUUAUUGGCUGAGUAUGUGUGUGUGUGUGUAUAUUGAUGUGUUGACUGUGUGUGGGUGUAUAAAUACAUCUGUUUUUCAGAGGGAACAUGUAUUAUUCAUCGUCUAGGAUGGCUCCUAGACUAUUUUAUACUAAAAUUUUUUAGAAAUUGGCGCACUUUGCAAUUGCCACUUUUUAAAAAUUAAUGCCUUGCACAUUUCAGUUUUUAAAAUGCAUAGAAUCAUAGGCCUUAAAGACUAAUUGCUUGCCAAAAGUUUAGAACUACAGCGCUAUAUGUGACAUAUGCUAAAGUCACCUUAAACUGUUCUUUUAAUUUCAUGUAUUAUUGAGCAAAUAAGUAUGUCCUUUCUUAAAAUUUCCACGUUUACUUGUGCUUUUGUGUAAAACCCUUAUUACAUUGGGUUCUAAGGUUCUCCGAGGGGAGGUUUAUGCCAUAUUUCUGAAAUACUGAUUUGACCAUGGAUUGAUAAAAUAGUGGAGGAAUUCUGACAUUGUAGCCUAAUUUAUCCUCUUAAACUGUGCAUAAUAAGUGUUAGCAGAAACCUCAGAGUAUCUUGGGCUGAAUGUUCUCAACUUUGCCUUGUUUUCCAUCUCAUAAGGGUCCCUUCUAAGGAUUAUGAGCCAUGCUAGGACAGGCCUGGGGUCUUCUGGACGGGGUCGGGGUGGGUAUCCUGUGCCUGGGCCAGAGAUCUAGUUCUAGCCAAUGAAAUUACUGCUACAGUAUGCCUAGAGUUCAGGGAUGGGAAUGCCAUAGAUUGGUAUUAAAUCACUUGGCACUGUUUGGGCACCAUUAUUAGCACUGUUUUGUUUUUAAUAACUGGAAGCACUUACUGAUUAUUUUGUUUAAUUUCAACUUAUGGAUAUUGAGGGUCAGGGAAGUAAGGUUUUAUUUCUCAUUUAUGUUUUCUGGAACUUAAGACUGUUUGGAGGAGGGAUAAAUGGAUUACCUAAUGAGCAUUGUUCUGGGCUCUGUAAGGUAUGCUUUGGGGGCUAGGAUGUUUUAAAUAAUUUACAAGCUUUUAAUCUGCUUUGUAGAAAUGUAUGACUUUUAAUGAUUUGCAAUUGAUAGAUUAUACUCAACUUUGUAAACUGUCCGAUUUUAAGUUUCUUUUCUGUUUUACCAUUAUUGCUCAAUGUCUGUUAUGUAGGGGACACCGUUUCUUUUAAGACAUUUCAUAUUUUUUGUUUUUGAGGGCAGCAGUACCAGUGGCCUUUGUGCGUGCAUUACAUUCAUUGCUUAUGUGUUAAGUAGCAUAUUUGGUGAACUUCCCUGCUCAGUAUCAGUGAAAUUAAGAUGCCUAUAUGUAAAGAUAGAAAUCAAUAUAAUUACUUUUUGAUUACUUGAGUCCUGUUUAUUCAGUUUGGCCAUUCAGUCUUCUCUGAUUGUAGUCAUAUCUGUUUCUUCGUUUUGCCUUCCAGCAGUUUCAUUCCCCUUUGUAGGUAGGGAAGAUGACGAGUAAAACUCAGUCCAGUCAUUUUGCCACUGGUUAGCUUUGCUUUGAGGAGAUAAAAUUUUUGACUAAAAUUAAUUUUUUUAAAUUAGGCCUUUUAGUCACCAAAUAAUCAAACUAGCUAAAAAUAAAAAAGUGUUUAACUUUGUAUUUUGAAGAACAAACAAUUCUUUAAAAAUUUUUAUUGAUUUUUUUUUAGAGAGAGAGGAAGGAAGAGAG
Molossus molossus (Pallas's mastiff bat) is the source of this 8594-nucleotide messenger RNA. It is a transcript of the gene ELK4, whose product is annotated as ETS transcription factor ELK4. Gene Ontology annotation, biological process: cell differentiation; regulation of transcription by RNA polymerase II. Gene Ontology annotation, molecular function: sequence-specific DNA binding; DNA-binding transcription factor activity, RNA polymerase II-specific. The record is from RefSeq and is a predicted model, not a curated record. The coding region runs from base 271 to 1563 and encodes 430 amino acids. Gene Ontology annotation, cellular component: nucleus. The transcript has 5 exons. NCBI's taxonomy places the organism in Eukaryota, Metazoa, Chordata, Mammalia, Chiroptera, Molossidae.